Molecule: messenger RNA, 2304 nt
Organism: Galendromus occidentalis (western predatory mite)
Lineage: Eukaryota; Metazoa; Arthropoda; Arachnida; Mesostigmata; Phytoseiidae
Gene: asun
Product: integrator complex subunit 13 asun
Exons: 9
Coding region: 76-2004 (642 amino acids)
Biological process (GO): centrosome localization; regulation of mitotic cell cycle
Cellular component (GO): integrator complex
Source: RefSeq, a predicted model, not a curated record
UAAACUCGGUGACGAUCUCUGCUCGCCAGGGACUUGCGAUCCGCGUAGUUCCACAGCGCAGCUAAAGCUCCGAAAAUGUCGUUCCCGCUUUCUCACAAAACGGUGAUGGUCUUGGAUCAUGGGAGUGAUUUUCUGGCAUCGAGUCAGCAGAUGAUCGACCUCGAUCAGAUCACCAAAACAAGAACGUUGAUCCCACUAGCUCCCAUCUCGAAGUCUCUCUGGAGUUGUUCCGUCGAGAGCUCAGUCGAGUAUUGCCGUAUAGUUUGGGACAUCUUUCCCUCAGGUCGUUUGAUCAGAUUCGUGAUUGGCGAUGGGGAAGACACGCGAUUCCUGAACACAUGGGGCGAACAGAGUGUAUCGCAAGUCAUGGCAUCGUUCGGAAAGAUCCCGCCGCCAUCGACGGCGAAAAACAAGUUAGACAUCGUUCGCGCGGUGGAGAUGGCUCUGGGAACCUUGUGCGAGCCGUCGGAGAUUCAACACGAGAGGAGGACGAACCUGGAUCUUCAAACCGAAGUCGUCAACAGAGGUCGAGUCAUAGUCAUCACCCAAUUGCAAGGAGAAACCGAGACUCUGAAACUCGAGAAGAAACUUAAUACGACCCUGGACAUCGUGAACAAGGUCGCUACACAAGACGACAAACAGGUUCCUCUACAAGAAGUUGAAAUAAUUCUGAUCCACACUUCUCCUGGCACCAAGGAAAUAUCGAUAGCUCCCUCGCAGAGAAAAUAUGGGACCCUCCUCACCAUUGAAGCUCACAAGGUUACUUCGGGUUACUUCCUAUCGGAGAAGCUGUGUGAACUCGUACAGGUGCAUUACGAUCUCGCCAUCACUACAGUAACAGGCAUUCCAAUGAAAGAAGAACAAAACGCAAACUCAUCUGCGAACUAUGACGUUGAAUUACUUCAUCCAGCAGCUGCGCAUUCAGAUUUCAAGGUGGAUCAAAGCGACGAGAAGCACGAGGUCACCCUGAAGUGGUGUACCCCUCGUACGGCUCCGGCUCACGAGCUCCAGUACUGCACGGCGGCGUUCAGAAUCACCCCGGUCGAUAUUAACUCGAGACCGUCGUCCUGCCUGACCAAUUUCCUCCUGACCGGUCGGACCGUGAUGCUGGAGCUACCAAGGAAAUCAGGAUCCAAACUACUAAGCCACAUGCUGGCGAGUCACGGCGGUGAAAUUUACAUUCACACACUGGGAACGGGAAGAUCCGCCCUUGAAGACCCUCCAAGCAUCAGCGAAGGAACGGGAGGCCGGGUCACCGACUACAGAAUCACCGAUUUCGGGACUUUCAUGAAAGACCACUCCCUAGUUCCGUACGAUACAAGUAAAGGACCCACCACGGAGAAUCCCCUCGACAUGACGCUUGCGAGCAUAUCGAGGACGACUCUGUACUGGCCGCUGAUAAUCAGUAGUACCUCCGUCUACAAUGCUCAAAGUCAUCUGGAGCCGCUCCUGAGUAUCAUUGUCAAACCAAGCAUAACCCUCGAUCAAGUUGUGGAGUGCAAAAAAGUGAUACUGAACAUGAUGCAUAUGGAAACGAAAGGGAGUACUCUUCCUCUGUCGUCCGGCUCUGCCGGUCCACGCGGGAAGAGCGGGCUCAAGAAAGAAGAACAGUAUCGGGCCUUGUGGGCCGAGCUCGAACAACUGGUUAGACUUUACUGCACGACCGCCGAACAUCAGCAGGUCUUGGAAUGUCUUCUGGAAUGUAAAAAAUCGGAAACAGUCGCUUCCCUCGACGCGCCGAAAUCGGUUAAACUUGAGCCGAAAGCGUCGCAUUCGAGCGAAAAUCCGUCUCCGUCAGAGGAUAUCAAGCCAAAAAAACUUAGAGUGGCUCCUGAUCUUCUUGGAAAAACGUCUCUCCUAGGAUUGAUAAAGGACAACAUGAGCAGGAGACCUGCCACAAGCAUGUGGUUAGGCUACAACCCGGACACAAAAAAGACUCAGUUGUACCAAAACAUCAAAGAUAAGGCGAAUCGAGAGGAAAAUGUGCCAAUGGAGAUCCCCUGAGUCUGAACCCCUCGCUAUGUGCAACAUAUGUUCUUUGGGUCGGAUCACACGCGCAAGUCGAUGUGUUUUCUAAGCCAAAGUCGGUUGUAGUACAUUCCGAGAGGAGCACUGCCUCGAAUCAUAUUCGAGAGAUCCAUCUCUGUAACAAAUUCCGGAUAUUUUAUUCACGUCACUUUCGCAUGAGUUUGCGCAUCAGCUCGAGCGCUGAUGGGAACAUUGUAUACUUGUGGAUGUCUGUACAGUGCCAGAGAUCGGAGAAGCUCUCUCUGACUUCCUGGAAUAAAUGUUGGAGUCGAUGAU